UGGAGCCGGCGGAGGAGGAGGAGGACGGGGAGAGUACCGGUUCUGACCCAUCCCGGAGGAGCAGCAGGAGACAUAAUUCCGCUCGACCCAAUGGACUGAGAGGACAGAUGAAUGAAGACUGCCUACACUAACGCCUAUCGAUGCCUGGCCAAGGACCUGGACGCGUACGCCAUGAACCCGGACAUGACAAUGGACGGCCUCGGCAGCCUCCACGGCGGGGUGGCCCCUGACGCGGAGCUGAUGAGCGGCGGCUCGUCGGGCCUCCGGAUCCACCAGGACCUGGCGCCGCGGCCGGCCAUGGUGUCCGGGAUGAUCCUGGAGGGCAGCGGGGAGUACCGUCCGGAGCUGUCGCUGCCGCUGCACCACGCCAUGAGCGUCCCGUGCGACGCGACGUCCCCCGGGAUGAGCGGCACUUACACCACCCUGACCCCGCUCCAGCCGCUGCCGCCCAUCUCCACGGUGUCCGACAAGUUCCACCACCACCACCACCACCACCACCACCACCAGCGGCUGCCCGGGAACGUCAGCGGGAGCUUCACCCUGAUGCGGGACGAGCGCGGGCUGCCGGGGAUGAACAACAUCUACAGCCCGUAUAAGGACCACAUGUCCGGGAUGGGUCAGAGCCUGUCCCCGGUGCUGGGUAACGGCCUCGGCUCCAUCCACAACACCCAGCAGGGGCUCCACAACUACGGCUCCAGCUCGCACGCAACCCACGACAAGAUGCUGAACUUCGACCACCAGCACCGAGGCCUCGGUGGCCCGCCGGCCGGGAUGAUGCCGCACCUGAACGGGAUGCACCACCCGGGCCACCACCCCCACCCGCACCUCCAGUCGCCGUCGCACGGGCCGGUGUUGGCGCCUACGCGGGAGCGACCGCCCUCCUCCUCGGGGACGCAGGGGGGCGGCGGGUCGGGGCAGCUGGAGGAGAUCAACACCAAGGAGGUGGCGCAGCGGAUCACCGCGGAGCUGAAGAGGUACAGCAUCCCGCAGGCCAUCUUCGCCCAGCGGGUGCUGUGCCGCUCCCAGGGGACGCUGUCCGACCUGCUGCGGAACCCCAAGCCCUGGAGUAAACUAAAGUCCGGCCGGGAGACCUUCCGGAGGAUGUGGAAGUGGCUGCAGGAGCCCGAGUUCCAGCGGAUGUCGGCGCUCAGAUUGGCAGCAUGCAAGCGGAAGGAGCAGGACACGGGGAAGGAUCGCAACAACACACCAAAGAAGUCGCGGCUGGUCUUCACCGACCUGCAGCGGCGCACCCUGCUGGCCAUCUUCAAGGAGAACAAGCGGCCGUCCAAAGAGAUGCAGCUCACCAUCUCGCAGCAGCUGGGCCUCGAACUCACCACAGUCAGCAACUUCUUCAUGAACGCCCGCCGCCGGAGCCUGGACAAAUGGACAGACGACGGCGCCAGCCCCGGCGCCCAGUCCUCGGCGUCCAGCACUUGUACCAAAGCAUGAUAGACGACGGGGAGCCGGGAAAACGGAGAUACGGGACAAACCGGGUUCAAGGUUUCGUCCGGUUGAAGCGAAACUUAAACUUUUUACACGAUUUUCUUUUCUUCCUUUCCUUGAGGGUACAAACAGAGAGAGGGGCUGCUCACUGCCACGACUUGUAGCCAAAUCGCCUUCUGCAAAUUUAUCCUAAACAUAAAGAAAGCUGGAGGGUCAACUCAUUAAAAACAUACAAAACCUCACUUUGGAGGGGAAAAACCUUCUAAAUCAUAGACUUCAACUGUCCACUGCUGAUGUCUCCUCUAGGCUGACACACUAGCCCAAAAACCAAAGACUAGAAGACAAUGUGUGUUUUCUAUUAUGCAAUAUAAGCUAGGAAACAACCAAACACCAAACCAAGGAAAGCUUUAUGACUGCAGAAUGUGACAGAUGCUCUGGGACAUUUUCUGUGGAAAUACUCUUCUGUUCUCGCCCUCAAAGGUCCAAUCAGGAGUUGGGUUUCAGUUCAAGCAAUAGACAGUUUGGGUCGCUGAGGGAACUUUUAUCUUCACCAAACCAAAGAUAGACGAAGGGAAAGGACGAUAGUUUUCACCUACACGACAAUUCUUCACCUCAGAAUCAGCGUUCAAACAUUCGACUCUUUAAAGAAGGUGGUGCCGAAAUAUGCAAGCACAAACAUUCAUCGGACGACCCAACAGCGUUUAGCUCGCGCUUCAUCAGAACCCUGAGCGCUAGGCUAGGUGGUACAAACUACAUGUGAGUGAGCACAAUGUCGAAGCACAUUUUCUUUGCAAUAGAACCGGAGCCGGCGGCCGACCCGAGUGGGCUUCGCAUCUUAGAAAACUCAGGAUGCCAUUUAUUUUCUAAACAGUGGCUGAAGUCCAUUCGGUGCGCGUCACAAACACGCGGUGAAGUCCUCACACGCAUCCAGAGAUGGUUUCUGAAGUAAAACACAACGUUAAAGAGUCGUUCCCUAAAGCGUUCCCCCGUUAACCACAGGCUAACGCUAGCUUACUCCGGCUUCACCAGUCAGUCUCAUUCAGGGAAGUGAUGGCAGCUCCUUCCACCAGAGCAGGAUGAAACGUCUGCUUCUAAUUUAUUGUGUAACGUAGAUCAAUCCUUGGUGGCAUUAAGAGGCGGCCAUUUUGCUAAAGCCAAACGGAAAUUUGUCAGACAAGAUUGACUCUUAUGAAAUGGUUUCCAACUGCAGACUAGAGAUAUUUUUGUAAGAUUUUGACGGCCAUCACAAAGAAAAACAGGAUAAAACACAACCAGUACGCGCGGUACCAGCUGGACCCACCAGAGGACGGACCGGCCAGGCAGAUCAGGGCCUUUGUAAUAGUUAAAGAGGACAAUCUAAAGACGAUGCCUGGCCAGUCCGUCCCUCCUGAGGGUCAGUGGAAACCAGAGAACGGCUCCCAAAGCCGCAAAUAAGUCAUUUAAAUGGCCGUCAGCCAUAAAUUCAGCAGAUUGGUCCGAGCGACCGUCGAUCCGAAUCGAUUGAUGUAAAUACCAACACAUCCCAAAAACCGUUUUAGACGUCCGUCCGUCCGUCCGUCCGUCCGCCAUCACCUCAUCAAUCAUCUUUCACUCAAGCUAUUAAACCAAAAAAUGAAACAAAACCAAAGCAAAGGCGUCAGUCAGCAGCCCCUGCUCCGUCCCAAAGUCCAGGCUGGAGGUUCGGCCUGGUCAGAAGCAGCCAAAGGCUUUAAGAACAUUUUAAGAUAAAAAAUGGACACUUGAGACUUUUUCUAUUUAUUGACAAAUCGAAACCAAAGAAAACCUUUUUCUGCACCUAACUGUUCCAACAAAUGGGAAAAAAAAACUUGGAUGAGAAUUAUUACCAAAAAAACAAAAGGAGAAAAAAAAAACAGAGUGGCGACGAUGUCAAGGAAGGAAAGUUCGACAGAAGGACGACAUCACUGGAGCAGCAAAGUAGCUUUUGUUGUGUCUGAUGGAGCAUCAGGCGACUUUGGGACUGAAAAGGGUAAAACCACACAGGAAGGAGGGAGGAAGCAGAACGCCAUCACCGGUUCUCCUUCUCUCCGCCCGACGAAAAGGCAGAACUUUAAUGUCUCUCACGGUUGAAGAGCGUCUUUAACGUGUGCCUAUGCAGUUUUUCAAAGUAAAAAAACGGUUUAAAGAACAACAGAAACCUCAUCAGCUAACAAACCAAAGAUUCACCGUUGACCCCGGCAACAGGCUCCUCCCCCUCCAACAGGUAAACAUUCAAUAUGAGACAUUGGAUCCUUUCUGUUAUUCUUUGUUCCUGUUUGUAGCUUGUAAGCUAACGACUCGAUACGAUAAAUUUCACAUUUUAAUUUUCUGUAAAGCACUUUCAACGCUGAAACACGUCCAGUGUUUCUGUAAGAGCAUCGCAUCAAAAGUAACGUUUUUCACCACAUCGUACUUUAACUGGAAGGAUUAGUGUUUGAUAAAUCACGAUUAAUCAAAUCUGUUAUAGUUUAUGUAGCCGGAGGAGCGACGGUGGGGAGGUUUCUGAAACGUGCGGCGCAUACCAAAGAUUUUCUGCUGUACGACCAGAAGCUCCCUGGAUCUCUGUCAUUCCUUAUUAGUCUGAUUACAGACUAAUAAUAGAAACUAUUGCAAAUUGCAAUAGUUUCUAUUGCAAUUUCUCCUUUUUUUAACUUUUCAAACCGUAGAAGGAAGCAGCCAAACUCACCUUGAUGUGUUGGAUCUCAGAAACUGGACAUUAUUUGAUCAGAACCAGAAAUGAAACAAAAACUUGGAAAUUAUUUCAAGAAAAUUAUUUUCAAUUCUUAAGAUAAAACUUUUAAUCUGCUACAACUGGGUCAAAAUUCAGGUCAAAAUUCAAUAUAUUUUGUGUUUCUAACUGAAUUUCAUCCCAACAACAAUUAUGACUCAUAAAUCUUUUUCCAAACUUGUCACCUCAACAAACGGCGGCGUCCAUUAUUACUGGUGAAAAAUGUUCUGGUCAAAACUCCAGAAUUUUCCAGAAUUUUCUUUUGGUUUUCUAACCGAACUGGGCUUCAUCUGUACGGAAGGCAAAUAUGACCAAUAUCUGAUUUUUUUCAUAAAGGUUUGAACGGCCCAGUUUUGAUGUUUUCACCCAAACAAAAUGUAAUGUUGCCACUUUCACAUGUGGUUCUGAUUUAGAUACAUGUUACAAAACACAUGAGGUCAAAAUGUCGCAUUUUAUCCAACUUUUACAUCAUCGCCAUAAAUCUGCGUUAUGAUCUGCAUCUUGUUAUGAUUUUGUGACAACGCUGUCAUUUUUCUGUAGACAUCGGCGUCCAUUUUUACCUUCUUCUUCACUUUGGGGUCAUGAACUUUUCACACAAAAAUCUGAUUUAAUUACUAUGAACAAUCACGCAAAAAAAUUUCCAUAAAAAUAAAAAAUUGGAUUUCAGAAAAAAAGAAUCAGAAUGACCUGGUGAGUGAUCGUAGUUCAACCAGAACCGGUCGGGUCCGACAUGCUGAUGGUUGGACGGUUGAUCCAACCAAUGACCUUUGAACUAUAAGAUGAACAGUUUGUCCAUCUAACCAAGAUUUUCAUAAUUGGAUAAAUUGAUAAAAAAUAUUUAACUUGACAGGCGUUAAAGUCUGGAAUACAGAUAUUUUUCCAGACUUUUUUGCAUUUUUAUCCUCAUUUAGACGUUGAAAAUAUGAAUCAGGAGCCCAGAAAAAUAGGAACACCUUCAUUUAUAGUCAUAAAUAAAUAUUUCUCCUGGUUCUGGUUUGUUUAAUUUAUAUUUUUAGUCAUAAAUAAAGGUGAUGCUGCUUUCUUUGGUUGAAAAGUUAAGAAAAAUAAAAACACAAGAGUAUUUUAAUGAAUGUCUUUAGCUACAGAAAUAAGGGAGAAAUAAUUUAGACGUCCAUGAUAUUGGUGUUGUGAUCCUGUGUGAGGGGGCGGAGCCACGCUGCUGACCCAUUUAAACCACAACAACAAACAAAACCAAAAAAUAACAACAAAUCUCCAACUGCUGAGAGAAACUGCUGAAAUCUCGGUCAAAUAGCUUUAUCCUUAGUUUUCUGUCUGUGUUUUUCUGUAUGUGAAGCUUCUAGUCCAAAGAAAUCCUGCGGCCGCCUGGCCCCAACCUGUUGCUGCCCGCUGCCCGCCGGAGGGGCUCGGAUCGGGGCGCAGGCGGCGGCGGCGGCGGCGGCGGCCAUGUUUUCAUGUCAUUCCCACUUGCAGUUCUGUCUAGAUGUAAUAAUAACGGCUAAAUCUGCCUAAAGCGUAAAAAAAUAAUAAAAAGAAGAUAAAGGAAAAAAAAAGAGGAGGAGAGCGAGAGAUAACAGGAAGGUAAACCAAAAACUGACCCAAGAGGUUUUCACUGCUCCUUUAUUUGCCAAUUACAUUUACGACACUAUUGUACUUCCUACGUUUUUGCAAUAUGUGAUUUCUUUUUUAUGUAAUUUGUUUUUAAUUGUGAGGUAAUUUAAGUGAACAAAUUUUGUUGCCAAAUCUCCUGGGUGACGUUUAGCUUUGCCAAAGUUUACACUGUUUGUUCCUUUUCUUUCUGUUGAUGCCAUAUUUAUUUAUGACGUGUUUUAGAACACACUAGUUUUGUACCUGAUAAUUUAAUGUAAUUUAAUUAGAUGUAAUUCUUUCUUUUGCUGACGAAUAUUUAUGGGUAUUUAAGAAUGUUAGUUGCAUCAAAGAUGCAGUGCUUAUUCCAGGCCUGUUAAUUUAUUGGUAGAUAGUUUUACUUUUCAAAGCCGAUGAAGCUUUUUGUUAUGAAUGUUUAGAUCUAAAGACAGAACAACGUAGGAAUGUCAGAUUAGACUCAAACCUCUGAAUGUCAACACUUGCUCUCACUCUCCAGCCAGUUUAGCUUUUAUUUCUCCUCCUUCUGCUUCGUUUGAUUCUUAUUUCUUCAGAAAUGAAAACAAAAUGAGACGUAACAGCUGCUGAAUGAUGAGCACUGCAUCAGUUUUCCUUGUUUGGCUGCGACCUGCUGACCUCUGUGGAGCAGGAAGGAGUUUUUCAGAGUUCAGGUGAAAACGGACCCAACAAAGAUAACAGGAAUCCUGAUGAACCGUGUUUACCUCCACACACACAGCCAUCAAAAACACACACUGCUUCCCUCUAAAGGCUGAACUCUGCAGAUGAAGCCAGGAUUUUUCUUUCUAAAAGACCAAAUUUAAGUAAAAUAAAAAGUUAUUUUGAACAAUAUCUGACAGAAGUGAUCAAAAGUGACUAUGAUCAAUUAUUUCCUAACGUUUUCUGCCUUUUUAGUGACUUUUAUUCUUUAAUGAAAACUUCUAUGAGAAUCCCCGUCUGCACAAGGUUUUUAUUUUCAGAUCAUAAGAGGUUUUUCUCCUUCAGGGUUUUCUUUGGACUCCAGAUUAAAUCUGGAUUUUAUUUGAUUCACAUCAGGUGUGAACUCAGGAAAACUGGCUGCACCUUUUAAUGUUUUAUCUCCAGAUAGUUUAUUUGGUUAAACUGAAUAAAUGUUACAUUAGAGGUGGAAAAAGUUUGGACAUGAUAAAUCACAGUCUUGUUGUUGAAACUGGCUUCUUAAAUAAAAUCCCAAACAUUUGUUUGGAGGAGUUUGUCCAGUUGAUGUGUGAAUGGAAACACUGGUUUGUUUCCGGGUCAGAAGGAAACGGAUGGGUCCCGUAGAGCCAGCUGCUGAUUCUGUCUGUGUGUAAAAAGACGUGUUAAAGUUUCUGCAGUGAGAACCAGAGAGGUUUCCUCUCUCUCUCUCUCCAUCCGUCCUUAUUGUGUUGAUGAAACCAAAGAAAGCAAAGCUUCGUUUCGCCGUCGGCGCGGUCUGCGCUCAGCCACACGCCGCGCCGCGCCGCGCCGCACCGCUCAGCCACACGCCGCGCCGCACCACGCCGCGGCUCUGAACGAUACCAAAUAUUACAACUCUUCUUCUUCUUCUUCUUCCUCUUUUCACAUUCAGCUGUAAUUUUCAUUUUCAUUUGGUGCCGAUCGAUUAGAAAAUUCAGACCAAUUCAAAUGAAAACAUAUUUUAGAUAUUAUUGGUAGAGAGUAAACAGGAAACUUUGCUACAGGUAAAUAAACCAUUUUGUAUUAAUUCUUUAAUUAAUUAUGAGGAUUAAUGGUUAUAAAAAUGCUCAGAUAUUUAAGUUAUUAUCUUGAAACUUAUUCUGGAUCCAUUUUGCUCCAUUUGACUCAUAAAAUUAUGACUCCAGUCCAUCCAGGUUACGUCUUUGCUUGCAGCAGAAAAUAUAAAAAUCAUUUAAAUAAUCAACUUUUCCUUCUGUUAAUGCAGGGCUGUACAAAGUGUGGCCUGGGGGCCAUUUGUGGCCCUCCAAAUAAUGUUGUUUGGGCCCCAGAUCCGAGUCAAGAAUGAUAAAAACAACUGAAAACCCGAAAUCUGGAAAGUGUUUAUUAUUCUUUUAAUAAUAAUCCAAAGCCAUUUUUAUGUUUUGGAUAUUUGAUCAGAUUUUGUAAAAAAAAUUACUAUUAUAAAAAAGUAAGAAAAAAAUCCUCUGAAACUAAUUUUUAAAGUUUUGGGCCCCAGAGAUAAAAGUUUGGACUUAAUGAACGACUGAAGCAAAAAGUCAGACAAAAAAAAAAGAUGGAGGUUCAAAAAUAAAAGAGCUAAAAGCUUCAGAUUCAUUAAUUUGUUGGUUUUAUUUUAGUUAAAUGAGAACAAACAUUACAACCUGGUUUCUUUCAUCACCAGCUGCCAUUUUUAACAAGAUGGCCGCCUGCCAACAGCUUCACUGCUGCGCAGCAACGGAGUGUUUGAAAAGAUCGUGGGUCCAGAAUCAGCCGGAGCCUCGUUAGAGUCCGAGCAGAAUCUCUUUCCAGCACCGAUGAUGAAGAUUCUGCUGCUCAGAAUGUCGACCGGAGUCACUUAAUGACCCAAACGGUCAUUAUGAUCCGUAAAAAGGUCCAAAUUAUCCUGCAGAGUUUAGUUUUGGUUACUUUUAAAAGAUAAAGUUACCAAACUGUCUGCAGACGUUGAGCUAUAAGUCCAGAAGCCAUUAUGUUCUUCAUUAACUUUAGUUUCACUUGUUUCUUUACAGAAACUCAUUUUCCUGAUUAAUAUAAAACUUUCAAGUAUUUUGCAAUAAUUUUACACAUUUCAUAUCAUCUGUGAUUUUCCAAAGUGAAUAUAGAAGUAUGACAAUCUUGGUAUGAAAACAAUGUAUUAAAACGAACACUUCAGUAUUUUAACUGCUUCGCCAUCAUAACUUACAGUUAGGGAGUAAAAACCGUAUGAAACGUUUCCAGUUAAAUGUUUCCAGUUAAAUGUUUCCAGUUAAAUGUUUCCUGUUGCCGUUUUUCUUCCUUUUCUCUUGUUUUUGUUGAAUCGGUUGAAAAGCUUUAAAUCGUGAGCGAAACGCUGAGCGCAGACCGAACCGUCUUUACCAAACUGCUGCAGAAAUACCUCAUAGUGUUUAGAAACAAUGUUAUAUUAGCUUGUGUCAUAAAUUAUUCACUUCUUCUUCUUCUUCCGUUUUUUAAAUAACUGUAAUCUAAAAAAAUAAAUGUGGGGUAAAAAGCUUUAUACAUUUUUAAUUUGUAUUAUUUUUUUUAAUUUGUGAUAGUUUGAAAUGACGCUGAAACCAAAAAUGAGAAAUGCUUGUACUCUCUGCUCUCUUUCUUGUUGAUGUUUCUCUGGUUUUUACGCCACAGAGACACAAAUACAUCGUUUUAAAUUCUAUUAUUUUGAUUUCUGCUUAUUUUUAAAUGGAUAAAAUGUCCGCCAGAAUUACACGGUUUACUUUAAUCAGUUUGUUCCAGUUAUUUAACAAUUUUUCCAUUAUUUUUUUAAUAAUUUUGCUGUGUUGUAAUGGUAGCAUCCCAUAAUAUUCACCUAAUAGCAACGUUUUCAUGCAUGUGCAUAGAUACAAGAAGCUAUUGUCUUCCCAGUUUGUUUUUUAAAUAUUCACUAAAAUGUUUUUAGAUUUUCAUGACCUCUGACCUGCUGAUGUAAGAGCUGGAACUUUUUCCACCCGUCAAACUGAAAUGUUCAAAAGAGUGACAAGAAAAUUAUCUAAGUUUUUAAUGAAUUUGUCUAAUUUAUGCUCAGAUUAAUUUAAUGCAGUUUUAGGGACAAAUUUCAGUAAAAACUUUAAUAUUAUCUCUGAAAUAUGAUGAGUUUAUUAUUUUAGAGGCCAAAAUCAUAGAGGAAAAAUAAAAUCUGAUCAAAUAGAGAAGAAAAGAACUGAAAACAUCCUCAAAAAGUGAGAAUAUUUCUGAGAUAAAUCAUGUUUUUACAAAAUAUCUUCAGUUUGAAUCUAAAAAUGUCCAAAUUGUUCAUAUUUAUUACCUGAAAUAUUUACAAAUAUGAUGUUUCUUCAGUGUUUUGAGACUUUUGUGAAUGUUUUUAUUUAACUCAAUGCUACUGAAAAAAAGCCAAAGCACUUCCAGUCAAAGACGUCUUCCAUUCAGCAUCCGGACCUUAAACACGAACAACAGAACUUCCUGCUUCACUUCAUGACACGUUUUCCUGUUUCCAAGAGACGAAUAAUCAGGAAAGCUGAACAGUUGAUCAGGUCAGGAUUUCAUGCUUUCAGUCACCAGAUUACAGUAAAACAUCAUUUUCACUGACAGUUUUUUUAAUAUGGCUCCUGUAGGACAACAUUGCUUAUUUAACUUAUUAAACCAUUUCAUGUUUAAUAUUUUCCAGCGUGUAUGAAAUGAUGAUCGACGACGUUUGACGGUUUGGACCGAACACAAACCUCAAACCCAGCAGGAAAUGUUUGGCACCAAUUUAACAUCCAGUGAUUUUAAUGGGAAAAACAGGAUUUAAGUUGGUUUGAUCAGGAAUCAGAAUUAUGGAGCUAAAUUGAGUCCAUAAAGUUUGUUCACCAAAAACAUUUUUAGAGCAUCAAAAAAAAAAAAAAAGUUUAAAACUGAAAAACUACGGUGAGAUUUAAUAAAAAGAUUUGAAAGUAUGUUUCAGAAUCAAGUUUUUUUUUUCAGUUUUAAACUUCUGGCACCAUUUGUGCUCUAUACAUAAUAUGAGAGUCAAAGGAUCCAAAAUGGGAACCAAAAUAUUUGGAAAAAAAUCUGAUACCAAAUUUUCAGAUAAAAAAAUACAAAUAUCCAGUUGUUUUAAAUCACUUACUGAUAAUUUUUCACCAUAGUUAUAUUGAAAACAAUUUAGAUAAAAUGAAAAACUGAUGCAUCAUAAUUUAGGCUGAUGGGUAAAAUUUGGUUUCAGUUUCAGGUACAAAAUAAAAUCAGGGAUGUAAAAAACGGCAAUAAAGGGGCAAAAUGACCAGAAGCUAAAAAAACUGAUAAUAAUCACAUUAAAAUAAAAGAAUAUGAAUUAAAAUACUUUAAUUAAAGUGCAUUUCUCAGUUUGAUUCAACAUCAGCAGCUUCAACACUGAGGAUCAAAGGUCAGUCAGGAAACAUCAUCAGCUCAUCCAGUCCGUUUCUUUUGUUUCAGAACUUUCUUCUUAUUAUUAUUUAAUAGAUUUAUUUUUAUUCGUUGUACAGCGACCAAACGUAAAAACUUUUGUUUUGGUUUCAAAUAAGAAAAGAGAAGUGACUGCAGACUUGUGGUGUGGAAUAAAACGAUCAAGCAAGAAGGAGAUAUUUGGGUAAUUAAUGUUCCACUCUAUGUAUAAAAAGAAAAAAAUCAAUAAAGAAAUCACAAUGGUCUUAUCCAUGUAA
Xiphophorus hellerii (green swordtail) is the source of this 11037-nucleotide messenger RNA. It is a transcript of the gene onecut2, whose product is annotated as one cut homeobox 2. Gene Ontology annotation, biological process: regulation of transcription by RNA polymerase II. Gene Ontology annotation, cellular component: nucleus. The coding region runs from base 112 to 1449 and encodes 445 amino acids. The transcript has 2 exons. The record is from RefSeq and is a predicted model, not a curated record. Gene Ontology annotation, molecular function: RNA polymerase II cis-regulatory region sequence-specific DNA binding; DNA-binding transcription factor activity, RNA polymerase II-specific. NCBI's taxonomy places the organism in Eukaryota, Metazoa, Chordata, Actinopteri, Cyprinodontiformes, Poeciliidae.